Messenger RNA from Culex quinquefasciatus (southern house mosquito), 1217 nucleotides. Its product is annotated as DALR anticodon-binding domain-containing protein 3. Gene Ontology annotation, molecular function: ATP binding; arginine-tRNA ligase activity; tRNA binding. Lineage: Eukaryota; Metazoa; Arthropoda; Insecta; Diptera; Culicidae. Bases 429 to 944 code for a protein of 171 amino acids. The transcript has 4 exons. Gene Ontology annotation, biological process: tRNA C3-cytosine methylation; arginyl-tRNA aminoacylation. The record is from RefSeq and is a predicted model, not a curated record.
UGUUUUUUUUAUACAUGUUUAUUUCUUUUAGUGACGUUAUAAAGUAUGGUGGAAUAAAAGUGGAAACUGCAUUAGAUUAUUAAUCCCUUGAGGCAAGAUCAAAAUAAUGAAUAAAUAGAUAUUCUCGUAGCAGUGCUUAAAACAAGCUUUAAAGGCAAUAAUAACAUUGUUUAAAGUGUGUCUACGCUAAAUAUUUUUAGUAAAAUACAACUAACGAAUCAUGGCUGUUGGUAGAGUGGCUGGAACUGGAAACAUUGGAUACUCAACCAAUUUUCGCGGUGGAGCAGGAGGGCCGCCUUUUUCACCUCACGAGCGCCAGCGUUCAGGUUCUCGUUGAUAAACACACGUCGAUCCGACGGCAUGCCGAGAUGUCUCAGCUUAAGGUCCCGCCUACGCAGGUAAUAUGAGACCAUCAAAAACUUUUACAGAUGGAAUACAUACAAAAACGCGCCAACGACAUGCAGCUGAUCGCCCAGCACAAGUACGGGCUGCGAGUUAAAGAUCAGGUGCGCUUCCAGCAGAUGAUCGCCAGCCUGGGCCGGUCGGCCGCCGUCGUGGACCUGCUCGAGUCGAAGGCGUCCAGUCCGAUCGACUUCAGGCGGGACAAAAACCAAUCGAGCAAGGGAGCCGCCUUCAUCCUGUACAACUUUGCCCGACUGUCCGUGCUGUUCAGGACGUUCGAGGAGAAGCAACGCACCGGAUACUAUCCGGAACUUGCACCGAUCGAGACGAUCGAUUUUGGCCUGCUCAAGGAAGAGGACGAGUGGCAGCUGUUUUGGGUUUACGUUGCGGGUUUUCCCGCGAUGCUGCGACAAGCGCUGGGCGAUGGUAAGCUGGCGCGCGUUUCGCCCCAUGUUGUGCUCGGGUUCACCUCAGGGCUGGUGAUUUGCCUCAGCAAGUACUACCGACGCGUUCGGAUUUUGACGGUGAGUUGGGUAUUGUAGUUUCUAAAGUAGAGGCGUCUAAAUCAAAGGUGCUGGGUGUAAUGUAAAAUGUUGCGAAUUUUUCAACCACGCAAUCCUAAUUUCAAUCAGAAGUUUACUUUUUUUAGUUUAAAAACUAUCUACAGUAACGUUUCUACACAACACCUAUUGGGUUUUUGUAUGUUAACCGGCUCCGUGGCUUAUGGUUGCGGCUUCUGCCUCGGAAGCAGAAGGUUCAGGGAUCAAAUCCCGGUCGGUUCCCUUGAAAUUUUGAAUCAGGAAUUGAACUUUGAA